Molecule: messenger RNA, 1617 nt
Organism: Puccinia triticina
Lineage: Eukaryota; Fungi; Basidiomycota; Pucciniomycetes; Pucciniales; Pucciniaceae
Exons: 4
Coding region: 1-1617 (538 amino acids)
Biological process (GO): mRNA catabolic process; negative regulation of translation
Cellular component (GO): CCR4-NOT core complex; P-body; CCR4-NOT complex
Source: RefSeq, a predicted model, not a curated record
AUGCAAGAUGGAAUGUGUGCUGCGUGCGUCGAGGGCUCGUGCGCAGCGCGAACUGGGCGGUCUUCUCCUCCACCUCGGCGGGUUCCCGUCGCCGGUGGCAGUUUUCCGAAGAACACCAACCCAAAACACACUCAACCGACAACACCAACACACUCCCCCACUUCCGAUCUCAGUCCAUCCAUCUUCAUCCUCACUAUCAUGCUCCACGCCUUCCCCCAACAAACGCAACAGCAACAGCAACAGCAACAGCAGCAGCAGCAGCAACAACAGCCAGCCAGCCAAUCCUACUUUCGUUCAUCACCACCUGCUAAUCCCAUUCAGUCUCAGCCAGGCCACCUAAACUCAGCACCGCUCAACUCAAAUAGCCAGAACCGCUUGAUCAACAACAGCAGUGCUAGCAGCACCAACACCAACAAUCAGUCUGCUCACAACUUCAGCAACCUCCACCUCGGCUCGCUCAUCAGUCCAAACCUCAGCUCAAACUCACAUCAACAACGCAAUCUACUCCUUGGCGCUCUCAACAGCCCCAUCGCACCCCUAUCGGCUUCUAGGGAGUCGUACGGCUCGCUGAUCAACCCCAACAACAGCUCGACGCCCUCUCAAAUUCAAAAUGGCAUCGCCAGCCGAGUAGAUACACCAUCCUUAAUUGGUCCACCCUCCGUGAAUACCCCAAGCUCUGCUGGACUGCCUAUCAACGUACCCCCGCAUAUCCUCUCGAAUUCAAGUGGCAAGCUGCUCUUGUCAUCAUCCAAGCAUGGCUCGCCAACCGGCGCCGAGCAUCCCAAGAACUCGCAACCCGAGAACGAAAAGAUUCACUACUUGAUCGUCGACCUCUUGAACCCACUCACCAGAGAAUUGGCCCUCUUGGAACUCAGCAAGAAGCGCGAACAAUGGGACGACCUCGCUCUCGUCUUAUGGCACUCAUUUGGUGUUAUGUCUUGCUUAUUGCAAGAGAUCGUCGCCGUCUAUCCACUCCUAUCGCCUCCUUCCUUAACCGCCAAUGCAUCCAACCGGGUCUGUAACGCACUUGCACUCCUCCAAUGUGUUGCAUCCCACAACGAGACUCGAGCGUUAUUCUUGCAAGCGCAUCUGCCCCUAUUUCUUUACCCGUUCCUGAACACCACCUCGAAGACCCGGCCGUUCGAAUACCUCCGACUGACUUCGCUCGGGGUCAUCGGCGCCUUGGUGAAGCAGAAUGACAACUCAGAGGUGAUCAACUUCUUGCUCUCCACAGAGAUCAUCCCCUUAUGUCUCCGGAUCAUGGAGACCGGCUCUGAGUUGAGCAAGACCGUCGCCAUCUUCAUCGUCCAAAAAAUCCUCCUCGACGAGAUGGGCCUCGCCUACAUCUGUCAGACUUAUGAACGCUUCUAUGCUGUCGGGACAGUGCUCAGCAAUAUGGUCAACCAGUUGGUCGAGACCCAGGCUGUGAGACUCUUGAAGCAUGUUGUGAGAUGUUACUUGAGAUUAAGUGAUAACUUGAGAGCUAGAGAAGCUUUAAGAGCUUGUUUACCCGAACCAUUACGAGAUGCAACGUUCAGUCAAGUCUUGAAGGGAGACUUAAUCACGAAACGGUGUUUGGCUAGUUUGCUAUUGAACCUAUCUGACCGAGUCGAAUAG